Messenger RNA from Meleagris gallopavo (turkey), 1573 nucleotides. It is a transcript of the gene NR2F2, whose product is annotated as nuclear receptor subfamily 2 group F member 2. Gene Ontology annotation, biological process: regulation of DNA-templated transcription. Lineage: Eukaryota; Metazoa; Chordata; Aves; Galliformes; Phasianidae. The record is from RefSeq and is a predicted model, not a curated record. Gene Ontology annotation, molecular function: DNA-binding transcription factor activity; zinc ion binding; sequence-specific DNA binding.
GAGGGAAAGAGAAAGAAAGGAGGAGGAGAAAAAAAGCAAACUGCUGCAAAGCUGAGCUGCAGAGCAAAGCAAACAAACUUUGAAAAUAAAGGGGGAACAGGAAGUUUGGCAACGGUGUCCAAUAGAUAUGGCAAUGGUAGUCGGUGCGUGGCGAGACCCCCAGGACGAUGUGCCCGGAGCUCAGGGAACGCAGCCAGCGCCCGCCCCGCCGGUGCAGGGCCCCCCGGCCGGGACCCCGCACACCCCGCAGACCCCGGGGCCCGGCGGCCCCCCCAGCACGCCAGCGCAGAGCAACGCGGCGAGCCAGCAGAGCCAAGGGGACAAGCAGCAGCAGCAGCAGCACAUUGAGUGCGUGGUUUGUGGGGACAAGUCUAGUGGCAAACACUACGGCCAGUUUACCUGCGAGGGUUGCAAGAGUUUCUUCAAGCGGAGUGUAAGGAGGAAUCUCAGCUACACUUGUCGUGCCAACAGGAACUGUCCCAUUGACCAGCACCACCGCAAUCAGUGUCAGUACUGCCGCCUCAAAAAAUGCCUCAAAGUUGGCAUGAGACGGGAAGUUUCUUCUUUAUUCACUGCAGCGGUCCAGAGGGGCAGAAUGCCACCCACACAGCCAACUCACGGUCAGUUCGCCUUGACAAACGGGGACCCUCUCAACUGCCAUUCCUACCUAUCCGGAUAUAUCUCCCUUCUUCUGAGAGCAGAGCCCUACCCCACCUCCCGCUUUGGCAGUCAGUGCAUGCAACCCAACAACAUCAUGGGCAUCGAGAACAUUUGCGAACUGGCAGCUCGGAUGCUCUUCAGCGCGGUGGAGUGGGCCAGGAAUAUCCCCUUCUUCCCAGACCUGCAGAUCACAGACCAGGUGGCCCUGCUCAGGCUGACCUGGAGCGAGUUGUUCGUGCUCAACGCCGCCCAGUGCUCCAUGCCCCUCCACGUAGCCCCGCUGCUGGCAGCCGCCGGCCUCCACGCUUCGCCAAUGUCUGCUGACCGAGUGGUCGCCUUUAUGGACCACAUACGAAUCUUCCAAGAGCAAGUAGAAAAACUGAAAGCGUUGCAUGUCGACUCCGCAGAAUAUAGCUGUUUAAAGGCCAUAGUCCUCUUCACCUCAGAUGCCUGUGGUCUCUCUGAUGUAGCCCAUGUUGAAAGUUUACAGGAGAAGUCACAGUGUGCUUUGGAAGAGUAUGUUAGGAGCCAGUAUCCCAACCAGCCAACACGAUUCGGGAAGCUAUUACUACGUCUCCCCUCCCUUCGCACUGUCUCCUCUUCUGUCAUAGAGCAAUUGUUUUUCGUCCGUUUGGUAGGUAAAACCCCCAUAGAAACCCUAAUCAGGGAUAUGUUACUGUCUGGCAGCAGUUUUAACUGGCCUUACAUGUCCAUUCAAUAAAAUAUUCGAGAGAGAGAGAGAGAGAGAGAGAGAGAAAAUAAAAAUAAAAAUCAAAUAACAAUUGAGAAGGGAGAUGAGAGUGAGAGGAAAGCAAAUGACAUUUGGGUUCUGGUUGUUUCUUAAAUUUCCUUCUGCUAAGAAAGGACGUAAAAGGAUGUUACAAAGUUUGCAAAGUGAAGACAGGGAAAAAAA